AUGGCGCGGGGCGGGGCCUGGGGCCGUGCGGGCCGCCCCCAAACAUCCGCUUCCGGGGCCGCGGCCGUCGCGCUUACGGCGUCUGUGGACCCGCCGGGCUGUACGCACUGCCAGACCCGGGCACCCGCGGCCCCUGAGUUGCAACCCCUCUCGCCCUGCUGCCCGCCGCCGGCGCUCUGCUGCCCGCCCUCCCAGCCAGCCAUGCUGGAGCAUCUGAGCUCGCUGCCCACGCAGAUGGAUUACAAGGGCCAGAAGCUAGCGGAACAGAUGUUUCAGGGAAUUAUUCUUUUUUCUGCAAUAGUUGGAUUUAUCUACGGGUACGUGGCUGAACAGUUCGGGUGGACUGUCUAUAUAGUUAUGGCCGGAUUUGCUUUUUCGUGUUUGCUGACACUUCCUCCAUGGCCAAUUUAUCGCCGGCACCCACUCCAGUGGCUACCUGUUCAAGACUCAGGCACAGAAGACAAGAAAUCAGGGGAAAGAAAAGUUAAGAGGCAUGCUAAAAAUAAUUGAUUGGGGUUUUCAUGAUUCAGUUUUACUGUUGCACCUGCUUUUGUUUCAUGUGAAAUGAACUAAAUUGUUUUCAUACCCAAAACAUAAGCCGAAAACCGCCUAUGCUCUUAUGACACAGCCGUGUAUAGAAUUUGUUCUCCUUGUUUUUCACUUCUCAGUUGGGUUUUGAUUUAUAUGUAUUUCAAACUGUCUUUUCAUAAUCUUCCUCUGCAAUAGAGAACAGAAAACACAAGUAUGCAAAACUGCUUUCAGGUCUACAAAAAUAAUAAAUCCCUCAUAAUGGUAAUACAAUGUGACUAUCAAAGUUUUUUAAUUCAUUGAACGUUAAGCUGUUUUAAUGUUUUCAAUUAAAACUCAGUACAAGUCUGUAUCUAAAGAGUUUUUUGUUCAAAACUAAUAGUGAAGGCCAAAUUUAGAAGUUUGUGGUUCUGAAAAUGUCAGUAAGCACUAUUUCUCUUUUGUGUAGGUGCCAAUUUUGAAUGUCUUAAUAAUAGCAAGUACCUUUGAAAAAAUUUAUUAAUGUACAUGUGUGGUAAAGUAAAAUUUACCUGAGGUAGACCAAGGUGAAAACUUACAAAGCUAUAAAUUCAUUUUAAAUUUUCCAGAGGAUUUAAGGGAAAUGUUCCAAUGGUCUCGUAUGAGUUAUGGGAGUUGGAGGUUAUUAUAAGUAAUAUUCUAUUUCUCAAUACCAGGAUUCAAACUUGCAAACUAGGAGUUUAAAAAAGGGAACAAAUAAUAUAGCACAAGUCAGAAAAAGAAAAAUUAAGAAGGCAGAGUUAAGACUAAGCAUGGCAGCUAAGUAUAAUAAAUGUGAUUUAAAAGCUAAGAGCAGGCCUCCCUGGUGGCGCAAGGGGUUAAGCACGGCACUGUGAAGCUAUCCACAGGCUUUGUAGCACCAGUUUGAUCCCUGGCCAGCCAGGGAGCUACCCACAUGGCACAGCAGACCUCUCCUGUUUUGCUCGCUGCUUUCCUCAGUAGUGUAUUUCAGUCAGUCUGCCUGAUAUGUUCCCCACUCUGUCUCUGGUGAAUCCUCUUACCCCCCGAAACCGCUGGCCUGUACCCCAGUUCUUGUAUGCAUAAAUAAAUAAAUCUUUAAAAAAAAAAAAGUUAAGAGCUUGCAAAUAUGGCUAAGAAACAAGUUACUUCAUCUUUUCAAAAUGAUAUGAGUGGGGUUAGUGAAUAAAAAUGCACAUUUUUGUGCUUGUAGUCAGACUCUAAUAGGUUCUGAUAAACACCCACCAAGUGGAUCAAGGUCUCUGCUUCUACCUUAGCUGAGAGAAAAGUUUAAUAUGUUUGGGGGUAUAAAAAGAAGGUUGAAAAGGACUAAUCCUGACCAAAAUCAGUUGAGAAAGCAGUAGAAACACAGGAUUUCAAAUAUUUUCAUUAGGUAUUUUUGAGACAUGUAAUUUCUUCUUUUUUUGAAAAAUCACAGUUAAUGUGUGGCCUCAUUUGCCUGCAGUUUUAUGAUUUAAUCAGUCUAAGACAAUUAUACUUGCCUAAAAAGAAUUUCCACAUUUUAAAAUAAAAAAUUACACAGAAAGCAAACAAUGACAUCUAAAAGUUGAAAGAAGAAACAAGGACAUAAUACGCUGAUGCAAGGAGAAAGAAGGGGUAAAAUGAGUCAGUCUUAGUAUCAGCAAGCAUUAAAUGGAGCAGAGGACAUUUCAUAGCUGCCAAGAUGUCACUGUUAGAAAUCAUUUUGCAUUGAAUAAGAUGGGAAAUGUGUAAAUCAAAGAUUCACAAAGCUACACGCUUAGUAGGCAACAUUUUCCCUUUCCGAUUUUUUUUUUUAACUGAGGUAACACUGGUUUACAACACUGUAUGAUUCAAAGGUAUCAGUUCAUAUCUCUUUAGAUGGUAUGUUAAUGCCUUUCACAUUUUGCUAGGUCAAAUGGACAGGUGAUUGAUAGGAAGAUUUUUGCACUUGUCUUCUGUACUGGGGACAUUUUUCUUCAAAUACACAUAAUUUUUUUUCAUUCACUUUUUAUCCAGAUAUCACAAAAAACAACUCUUUCUUACUACCCUAUCAAAAUAAAGUAGUAUGCUCCAUCAUUCUUUAUCCACUUGGCUUGCUUUAUUU
Molecule: messenger RNA, 2590 nt
Organism: Talpa occidentalis (Iberian mole)
Lineage: Eukaryota; Metazoa; Chordata; Mammalia; Eulipotyphla; Talpidae
Gene: SPCS1
Product: signal peptidase complex subunit 1
Exons: 4
Coding region: 1-510 (169 amino acids)
Biological process (GO): protein targeting to ER
Cellular component (GO): endoplasmic reticulum membrane; signal peptidase complex
Source: RefSeq, a predicted model, not a curated record